GGGUACCCGGUCACAUCAACUUCCAACCGCCGAGUUGACUUCGGUCAUGUACAUAAACAUACAGACUUUAUAAAGGGAAUCUGAAAAAUAAAAUUCAAAGUCGUCACAUUUUCGUUAUCACUUCGCAACUACAACAUCAUCCACCAAAGUCAAUACAGACUGGGGCUGUGAAGCAGAAACAACUUCUCGUGACAACUUCUUCAAAAAUUAUGCCACGAAUCAAACCCCAACUCUUCUGGCAAGGCCGAAAGAAACUAGGUCUCAACGCCGCCAAACUUCUUCCCGUCUGUCGAACCCUAGAAUCAACCGCCAACGAGCUCCGCUGGAUCAAACAGCACGUCGCCGAAACCCCUUCCAUCAUCCCCUUCGGUGCCCGAGUAUGGAAGCUUUGCGACAAGCGAGGCAAUGGUCUCCCUUUGGCUUACGUACUAGGCAACCAGCCAUUUGGUGAUCUCGAAAUCAAGUGCCGACCAGGCGUCUUGAUUCCUAGAACCGAAACAGAAUCCUACACCAUCCACCUCUCCAACAUCCUUCGCCGCUCUCUUUCCAAAUCAGAUCCAGGCCAACCACUCAACAUAAUCGACCUCUGCACCGGAACAGGCUGCAUUCCCCUCCUCCUCUACUCCCAACUCUCCCGCUCUCUCCCCUCCCAAUCUCUAAACGUGGUGGGAGUAGACAUCUCCCAAAAAACCAUCAACCUCUCCCGGCGAAACCUGCAUCACAAUCUCCGUGCGGACCGCUUCCCCCCUCCCUCAACCUCAGACAGUUCCCAUACGCAAAGAUCAAUCCACUUCCUAAAAGCCGACAUUUUUUCUCCCUCCUCUCUCGAUCCCAUCCUCUCCACCACCCCUUUAUCAUCAUCAUCUACCUCCUCUACAGCAGGGACAGGGGAAUGGGACCUCCUAACCUCCAACCCCCCUUACAUCUCCCCCUCGGGCUUUGCCCUCUCCACCUCCCGCUCCGUGCGCAACUGGGAGCCCAAGCUCGCUCUCGUCCCGCCCGUCGAGAGGGUAGAUUUACACCAGAAGCAUUUCUACGAUCACUACUACCCGGACAACGAAAACUUACUCCGAAAGGUUGACUACCAACCAGAAGACGUGUUUUAUGCCCGCUUACUAGAAAUCGCCAGGACAUACGGGCCAAAAAGGGUGCUGAUGGAGGUCGGGGAUAUGGAGCAGGCGAAACGGGUGGCGGGGAUGGUUUUGGGGGAUGGGAAACUGAGGAGACUUUAUUGGGGGGAAGGGACUGAUGAAGAAAAGGAAAAAGGGGCUGGGGGAGCGGUGCAGAUCUGGAGGGAUGAUUUGGUGGGAUUUGAAGGAUAUGAAGAGGUUUUGGAGGUGGGAGUGGGUGGACGAAAUGAAAAGAUUGUGGUGAAGGGUCAUCCGGAGGGGCAUGGGAGGAGUGUAUAUUUGAGGAGGGUUGGGGUGGUUGAUCAUGAUGUGUAAAUGGGAGCAAGACGGGCGAAGAAGUGUCAACUGCUAGCACCCUUAUUAAUAUUUUUUGAGGGUGGAAAUGAAAGAGAAAAAUCCAUAGAACGUG
Molecule: messenger RNA, 1539 nt
Organism: Neurospora tetraspora
Lineage: Eukaryota; Fungi; Ascomycota; Sordariomycetes; Sordariales; Sordariaceae
Product: S-adenosyl-L-methionine-dependent methyltransferase
Exons: 3
Coding region: 210-1445 (411 amino acids)
Cellular component (GO): mitochondrion
Source: RefSeq, a predicted model, not a curated record